GGCGGCGCCACACCUACCUGCCGUGUGGCUGCCCAGAACUUGCGCCGCAGGAAUUCCAGCUUCAUCUGGACGCCCACCGCUGCCAGCAGUGGGAGGAGGGAGGGCAAGGCCGGGUAUAUGUUUUGGGGGAGGGAAGAGACAGGGAGAGAAAAAAAUAGAUUCAUGUUAAAGAGAGGAGGUGCCUCAGCAGGACUGAGGGAGCGAUUGUGAGCUGGGGAGUGAGAGGGGUGCAAGCGAAGAGAAGGGAGCCCAUGGCUCCCACCCUCCCAGCUGCAGGACAGCCCCAGAAAAUCUCGAGAACAAGGAGGACCAGAUUCAUCCUCAGAUCCCUGCAACUCAAGGCAGGGGGACUAGGCGGAUCAUUCUCCCCUUUCCCAGGUGGGAAAGUAGAGGACAGAGGAACUGAGCACUUGUGCAGGAUCAUGUGGCCAAUGGCGGCCACCUGAGACCGGGCAACUCUCAGGGCUGCUUAGAUCUGAACCCCUGUAACACCCUCUGGCACCCGCACCUACUCAGGCUGUCCCUGUGCAAGGAGGCUCUUUCCUUGCUUGAAGUGAUCAGAUGUGCCCAGGUGUGCGGCCGCUUCCAGGAAACCUCAGACGCUCGGCCGCAGAUAGUGCUCUCGACAGCUGCACUCGCAGGGCCACCCUCCUCUUUGACUCCCAAACAGUCUCAGAGAACCCAAGCGAGUGCUCACAUGCUAAGAGAAAUCUGGGACAAAGAGCUCCAGGAAAACUUGGGAGCAAUGAAUACAAAGAAAAGGCAGGUUCUAUUGAAAAGAAAAAGAAUGUAAAAAUGAGGCCAGCCUCCUAGUGUCUGGCAUUAUAAUAUAAAAAAUGUCUUGGGAGCUUAGGACGUGUCAGGCACCGUGACACACGUGGGUUUAUUUGAUCCCCGUGGCAGGAUAGCACUGCCAUUGCCCGGACUUUCCCAGCGAGGCAGUGGAGGCCUUCAGAGCCACGUGGCUUGGCCAGGUCACUGGCUGGUACGUGAUGGAACCAGGCUUAGCUAGGUCUGUCUCAGGCUUAAGCUCUUGACCUCCCUCUCUCUGCACCUGGACCUGAGUCCUACAGCCACGAAGGAGGGUGGGGCACGGGCAGGCCACACCCCUCUGGGCUUCAGUUUCCUCAUCUGUGAAAUGGGAAGGGGUCUGGGGGCUUGAACAUCAUGUCGGGUCCAUAAGAAAUUUCUAGAGCCCCCUAAUGGGCACUGGAGAGUCUUGCCAUCACAGCCGUUCUGACUUCCUGAGUGCCCGGCUGGCUUUUCUCGGGGGGGCUAGAGUUCCAGGGUGACAGACAGAAUUGUAUUUUUUUUCCUUCCAUCUGGAAUGAUGCUAGAGAAAUUUGAUGGGAAAAGAUGAGUCUAGGGAAGAGUCAGGAUUCUAGCCCUGGACUUUCCAGGGCUGUGAUCUUUGGGCUUAGUUUCCCAAGUUGUAAAGUGAGUCAUGAUUGCGCUAACCCCAGAAAGGCAGGAUGAGUGCAAGGUCACUGAGGCUCCAUGAGACAACGAGACAACGUAAGGACUAUUAUCCCAGACUAGGCCAUGGCCUCCAAACUUCAGCGUGCAUUGGAAUCACCUGGAAGGUUUGUCAAAAUCCCAUCCCCAGAGGUCAGCAGGUCUGGGCUGGGCCCGAGGGUCUGCAUUUCUGAAGUGUUCCCCGGUGACGGUGGUGCUGCCGGCGCAGGAACCAUAUUCUGGGACCCCUGAUCUGAAGCCUCACUGUUGGAACCAUCUAACGGUGGAGAUGUCCUCUAUUGUGCUGUCCCAAACAGCAGCCACCAGCCACAUGUGGCUGCCGAGAACAUGCAAUGUGGCUGGAGCAACUGAACACCAGAAUUUUUAAAGAUGUAUUUGAUUUUAUUAUAAUGAACUUAAAUGUAAAUGGCCACACAUGGCUGGUGGCCGCUGUACUGCGUAGCAUAGUUCUAGAGCUCAUCAGAGCUUGCUGAUGAAGAAACAGAAGACCUGGGAUCCCCUUCUCUCCCUUGGAGUCACGUGGCGUCUCUGGGGUGACACUAUGGCCCCAUGAGACAGGACCAUUUUAACUCUUUGAGGGCUUCUUUGUUGCUUCAAGGUCCGGGUGGCUGAAAGGAGUGGGUGGGAAAGGGUAAGUGACACACUUGUUGGUUCGCAGCAAAGAUGGAGCCGUGGACACAGCAUGGGCCAGGAGGGCCAUGUGCUGGGGCAGCAUGGCCACCAGCCCCUCCUGCUGCCCACGAGCCUCUCUCAGUGUCUUCUCCUUUCCCUUAUAAUGCCACCUUGGUGUUCAUUUUAGAGAGGUUUCUUUUACCUGCAGAAAAAGGCUAGAUGAAAGAGGAUGAACCUUCUAAAAAUUGUUGGAGGGGAAUCACAUUAAUGCUUAGAAUGAUCAAAUCUUUGGGAUUUAAGAAAACUUCUUUAACCCUGUCUUGGCCUCUGUGGUUAGAGAGGUCUGAGAUUAUUCCUAGAGUGAGACUCUGCCCUUCUCCUUGGUGGCUCAGUGUCCAGUCUCAUGGAAUGAGAUUUCCAAGCUGGGAGAAAUUCUCUCAUUCUAACGCAGGAGUCUGGAGAGGGUGGGGCUUAAUCCCUCUCUAAUGAAACUCGGGUUUUGAGGCUUCUUGGGCAGAGUGAGGGGAGCAGGGUACCAGAGCAGGUUCAGCCACCUCUGGGUUCCAACUAGCUGCACCACAAACUCCUUCAAGGAAAGCUCUGUGUCCUUUGCAGAAUUUAGGACCUUCUGGCUGCCUGCUAGCGUGCCAUCUCCACUUGGGUUCCCCACGGCACUUCAAACCUAACUAGGGCCAAACUAGGGCCUUUCCUCCCCAAAGCUGACCCUCCUUGAAACGUCCCCAUUUCAGGGCACAUAUUCUAUCUGACUGCUAGCAUUUACCCUCCUCCCAUCCAAGUUCUGCAGACCUUAGUGGCAAAACUUCACAAAGCUGCCCACUGGGAUUCAUGCAAGGGACCCCACGAGAUCUCCCUGCCUCCCAGCCUGCUUCUCUGGGAUCCACUCUCCACAUAGCCAUGAGAAUGCUCUUUCUGAAGAUCAAAUCAUGCCACUCCCUGGCUUAGAACCUGCCAAUGUCUCCCCAUUGCCCUUGGGCAAAUCUAAACAAAAUCUAAACUCCUUUGUAAGAUGCCAUGUGAGCUGGCCCUGCUGGGUUGCUGAUUCAGCCUGAAACACUUUCUCCUCAAACACGUUGCAUUUUUUCCCACCCCAGGGCACUUGCACGAGCUGUCCUCUCCUGGAGUGCCCUGCCCCAGACCUUCCCACGGGCUCGGCACACGCGGUCUCCUGGAGGCCACCCCAGACCUGCCGAGACAAAGCCCUCCCUGUACCUUUCGUGCUCGGCCUCGCUGCCUUUUGAAGUGACACGCUUUGUUUAUUUGAUUUUUCAUUCAUUGCCUGUCUUACCCCGUUAGAAUUGGGCGACUAGCAGGCGAGGGGGUUGCGCUCGGAUCCCCAGAACAGUGCCUGUCACACUCGGGGCUCCAUGGCUGUUUCUUGAGCGAAAUAAAUAAAUUCAACCUGAGCCAGCAACUUGACUGGGAAGCAGAACCUGCAAGGUCUCACUGUCCCGAGCUCCCGGCUCCAGGACGCUGUGCGCCUGCACCCUCGCUGGCGCUGCCUCGGGGCUCCAAGACUGACUGAGCUCCUAGUCCCCAGGAGACCUCGGGGGCGCCUCCCACUGAGGAGCAGGGAGCUCACAAGAGAUACAGGGAGGAACUUCCUCCUGGUGAGAACAGUAAUGCUGGAAACAGGACUUGGCUCCGGGUGGGAAGGGCGUGAGGAGCACAGGUGUCUUGACAGUGGUCAGCCAUGCUCUGCCAGUGGCCCUAACCACCGCCAGCCCUCUGCUGACUCCGGCCGCGCAGCCCAGGCUGUGCUUCUGCACCCCAGACUCACCGCGGGAGCCUGGUCUGCCCUCCCAAGACCCCGGUUCUGCCCUGUGGUCGGCUACUGUCAAAGGCCUCGCUGGAAGAAGACUGCCUCCCUCCAUCCCUUCCGGCCAGGCUGUGGCGUGCAGGGGGCAACACCUUGUGACAGUCUGUUUGCAGACAAGCUCACACUCUGAGUGAGGAGAAAUCCAGGCAAAGGGGCCGAGGGGCUGUGGGGCACUUGGUCUUUCUGGUUGCCUCUCCUAGUGGGUUGUUAAGAGAUCUUCCCUCAUGUCUAUUUUAGAUGCCAGCCUUGGUCCCCAGAGGACCUGGCAUGACCUGAUAGAGGACACAUCUGAGACCCCUUACUCCUGUCCUAGCCCGGCCUGGGUCCCUCCCUCCCGGCUGUCCCUCCCCCCUGGGCUGUCUCCUGCCCCCUCUCUGGCCUGCUCUCCACAGGGAUCUGGUGCCUUCCCCGAAGCAGCUUUGCCCCAAGGUCUCAGCUCCACUCAGCUUGGCUCGCAGACACCCUGACAAAGAGCCUCCGUAAGGCCAGGGCGGCAGACAGCUUGUGGAGGUGCAUGUCUUCGCUCCCAUCCUGGCUGUCACCUUAGAGCUGCUUUGUCAUUACAGAUGGCAAAACAAAGCAGCUAUGCGUACGCACACACAUGUACACGCACACACAUACCACACACACAUGCACGCACAGCGCACACGUGCACACCCGCAUUCACACACUCAGAAAUGAUCCUUGCCAAGCGCCACGGUCCCCAGGAGCCAGAGGCUCCAGCUUGUCCCUCCUUGCCCCGGGUCUGCUCUGUCCUCCCUCCUCUGCCCUGGUGUCCCAGCCUUGGGACCUCAUGCUUAACUGAAUCGGGCAGGGGCUGUCUUCUGAAACACAAGCUGGGCACCUGGCAGCUGGCAACACAUGCUCUAGUCAUGGAAUGCCAGUGUCUGAAGGGAGACCCGAGACCUCGUCCACGUUCUCAUUCUCCAGGACAAGAAACCAAGACCGCAGGGCUGCUCAGCUAAUUAACUAGCUGUCAGCUGGUUGCCGAGCAAGAGUCUGACUCUGGGCUGCCAUGCCCGGUCUUGGGCUCUUUUAUCUCUUCCGUUCUCUGCUCCUUGACAGGAAGGUGUGAGGGUGUGCGGGGGGCGUGGAGUGAGUGAGGCGGGUCCCUCUCUUGAACAGCUCGCCAUGUGAGAAAGGAGGUAAACCACAGCACAGAAACCUGCUGCACAACUGCUUCUGUGAAAAGGGCCACAGAGUGGCCCAAAGAAAAUGCCACAGAUCAGAGAAGGCGAAGGUUGAGUCCUGUGGCUUUCCAGGGACAUUUCAUAUGGGAGGUGACAUUCUGGUUGAGGCUUUAGGGAAGGGGGAGGUCCCGGGAGCACAUCCCAGGCUCAGAGAAGGACACACUUCCACGGAGAGGGGAGUGGGAGGUACAUUUAGGGGGAGAUGGGGGCCUCAUUUGCUUAAAGGGUGGGGUGGGUGGGGUGUGUGGGAUGUCUGUCUGUCUGUCCAUGCAGGUGAGGGGCAGGGACUCCUGAGAGGUGAAAGAUGCUCUCCCGUCCUGUGACAGCAGUCCACGCCCUGCACCACCCAGGGCCCCAGCAGAGCAGACAGAAAGGGGGUGCUGGAGCAUCCUGUCCUAUUAGGGAUAUCCUGAGUCCUGGCUGACAGGAGACGCUGCCCUGCCAUGUCCCUGAGACGGGACACAGAGCCCGCUUCCCAGGGAGGCCCCGAUGGGGAGGAAAGUCAGCCAGCUGGCUCUGGGGUCUGGUCCUGCCCUUCUGUCAUCAAGUGGAAGGAGAGAGAGGAAGGAGGGACGGAAGAUGGGCAGCCGGCAGGGAAAGAUGGAGGCGCAUGUGAAACCUCCUCCCUCCUCCCGAGCCAGACGGACUAGUCCACAGGCGCCCUUCCACUGGAAUGUGAGCGCGAGCUCCACAGCGUGGACCCUGAGCUGAGGAGUCUCACAGCUGGCGGGAGACGGAGCACUACAAUUCACCUCCACAGUUCACACCCAGCCCCGGGCAGACACCGCCAAGGGCGUGGUCUCUGCCUCGCAGGGGCCAUGGACUGACAGGCGGUGCACCCAGGGCUCCUCUCUCCCCAGAGCGCCAGCCGAGAGCUGAGGGCUUCACUAUGCUGGCUCCAGGCAGCCACCCCAAGCAGAGGACCAGGCCUGCCCUGCAGUGGCGGCAGGUCUCCUGGAUCACCUGCUGGAUCGCCCUGUACGCUGCGGAGGCGCUCCCCGCCUGCCCUUUCUCCUGCAGGUGUGACAGCCGCAGCCUGGAGGUGGAUUGCAGUGGUUUGGGCCUCACGUCGGUGCCCCCGGACGUGCCGGGUGCCACCCGAACCCUCUUGCUCUUGAACAAUAAGCUGAGUGCCCUGCCAAGCUGGGCUUUCGCCAACUUGUCCAGCCUGCAGCGGUUGGACCUGUCCAACAACUUCCUGGACCAGCUGCCCAGCUCCAUUUUUGGCGACCUGACAAACAUGACUGAGCUGCAGCUGCGCAAUAACAGCAUCAGGACCCUGGACAGAGAUCUGCUGCAGCACUCGCCACUGCUCCGCCACCUGGACCUGUCCAUCAACGGUCUGGCCCAGCUGCCCCCUGGCCUCUUCGAUGGGCUCCCGGCUCUGCGCUCCCUCUCACUCCGCUCCAACCGCCUACAGAAUCUGGACCGGCUGACGUUUGAGCCCCUGGUGAGCCUGCAGCUGCUGCAGGUGGGGGACAACCCCUGGGAGUGUGACUGUAACCUGCGUGAGUUCAAACACUGGAUGGAGUGGUUCUCCUACCGAGGGGGCCGCCUGGACCAGCUUGCCUGCACCCUCCCCAAGGAGCUGAGGGGGAAGGACAUGCGCACGGUCCCCAUGGAGAUGUUCAACUACUGCUCCCAGCUGGAGGACGAGAGUAGCUCGGCCGGGCUGGGUAUUCCUGGGCCACCCUGCACCAAGGCCAGCCCGGAGCCUGCCAAGCCCAAGCUCGGGGCCGAGCCGGAGCCGGAGACCAGCACGGCCUGCCCCCAGAAGCAGCGGUACCGGCCAGCGAGUGUGAGGCGCGCCAUCGGCACGGUGGUCAUCGCGGGGGUGGUGUGUGGCAUCGUCUGCAUCAUGAUGGUGGCGGCCGCUGCCUAUGGUUGCAUCUACGCCUCCCUCAUGGCCAGGUACCACCGCGAGCUCAAGAGGCGCCAGCCCCUGGUGGGGCGCCCCGAGGGUGAGCAUGAGGGCCAGAAGCAGGUCUCUUCUGUGGCCUGAGCCCUGCCCACUGGUCCAGGUGGGAGAAGGGAGGGAGAGCGCGGGCUUGCCCUGGGGGCCGCCCUCCCCUCCGUGCAGCCCCCUCACUCCAAGGCUGCUGCCGCCCCAGUCCCACCCUCCUCCUGCCCCCAGCGGAGGAGCCACAGUGUGGCCCUGGAACCUCCAAGUCUCCCCAGAGCUGUGUCGUGCCAAGGCCCUGCUGACGCUCCUCUUUGGGGAGCCGGGGGAGGUCCCCAGCCUCUGGCCCCAGAAGGAAAGGUUGUCGUGUGGCAGGAGGGUCUGGACCACGCACCCUCUCACCCUCUUCCUGGGGCAGUCACGGCAGGUGGUCACCCUGUCCCCCACUCAACCCCACCCCAUCCACACUUAGCGGGUGGGGAGGGAGCCACUCUGAGACUCUCUCCUAAGCCAGAAAGAUAUGCUUAAGCCCCUUGCAGUGUGAAAGCUGGGGUUCCAAAGUGCACACACCCCUGUCCCUGGACCCAGCACCCAGAGUACAGUGCCGAGAGCCUCGCAUGCUCCCUGGGCUGCCACCACAUCCCUGGCCUGCCCCAGACCACACCGACCUGCCCUCCUGGAUUAGCUGCCUCGCUCACACACUCUCACAGCGUCACAGCACGCCACACGAUGGACAGCUCGCACACACCCUCCCAGAUGGACAGCUCGCACACACCCUCCCAGAGACGGGGCCUUGAGAACCUGGGCGGUAGGGACAGGCUCUUCUCCUCGGCUCUCUGGCCCUGAGGCCACGGACCCUCAUGUCCUCACGCUUCCCACAAUCUUCUCAAGUCAACACCGAUAACACAAGGAUCCUCUGAGAUCCUCUAAAGUGGGCCAAAGCGGUGCUGCCGGAUGAGACUUCCCGUCACCAUGGUAACCCACUCACACCUCUGCUGCUGGGUUUUCUGGGAACAUCGGCCCAGGGGCUAGGAAGCGGCUGUGUGUGUGGACACAGCCUCCUGAGAGCCCCGCCUCAUGCCAGGGUGUUGCCUUUGUCUUGCCUAAGUACGCCGUGGCCGCCAGGCCCCGUGGGGACACACUGACUGCACGCCUGUGCCCUGCAGCCUGGCACUGUUACUCUCCACCCCUCACCCCUCCUUCCUCAGCGUCUUUGGGACUGUGUCCUUGGAUUCAGGCUGGACAGUGCUCUGUGGUGGGCAGCACCCCUUGGGAUGGUGCACAUGGCAGGCAGAGAGCACAGUGGCUCUCUCUGAGGCUCGCUGCCAGCUGACAUGUCUCAAACAGACUCCAGGAUCAGGAAGCAGAUGCCACAUGCUCUGCAGAGGCUUAACCCAUGGGGCCUCCUGCCUCAGGGUUUGUCUGCCCAGUCUGCUCCCAGACAGUGGGCCAGGGGUCCUGUCUGGGACAGGGACACCUGGCUCCAGGGCUGUGCAGGUUUCUCAGGGUCACUAGUCUCCUAUUCUGGCCCUGCCCCUCUGGGAGAGCCCGCCGUUGGGUAGGCACUGAGGUCUCCUCAUGCUCAGAGAGCGUCGGGAAGCCCUGGGCUCAUUUCUGGCUCCCAGAGGCGGUCUUGGGUGGCUUGGGAGGAGGCCAGCCAGAUUGCUGAAGCCAAGGGCUGCAGACGGGGUUAGCAAUCCCAGCCCCCCUUGCCCCCUUCCUCCCCACAGGCAGGGGGUGGGCAGGCUGGGCCGGGGCCUCUGAGAAGGUCAUUUUCCAGCAGGUGGACAGAGACCAGCAUAGGCUGCUAAUUGGGACCACAAGCCUCCCCCAGGUUGGGGCCACAGUCUUCCUUCUUUUGUCUUGUGGGCAAUACCAGAUCUGGGGUUUUCUAAAGGGACUGGGGGCGGGGAGGGCAUCAUCAGUGGUGGUAUCUUUAGCCUGAGACAGAAGAUUUUUAAAGGCAAAAUUAUAUUUCUGGUUUGUUGUUUCAGAAGACCAAUAAAGACUGUAUUUUCCUA
This is a messenger RNA of Microcebus murinus (gray mouse lemur), 9036 nucleotides long. The record is from RefSeq and is a predicted model, not a curated record. NCBI's taxonomy places the organism in Eukaryota, Metazoa, Chordata, Mammalia, Primates, Cheirogaleidae.